UGUCACUAGUGUCAUCUUUAUAUUUCAAAACUUUAUCAUUUAUUUUAUUACAAAAACUAUUUUUAAAAUCUAGUCUAUAAAAAAACUAGGUAGUUAUAAAGUAUUUUUGCGUAUCUACACGUACGUUCAUCUACGAGGCUUCAAUAUUUCGUGAAAAUACAGUGUAAUUGCUUGGUAAAGUGUCAUUGUUUUCUAUUGUUGAUAACAGUUAAGUAAAACCGCGGGAAUUUCUACAUUCAUCAAAAUACUGAUAUAAAGUUGAUAACUGAAAGAAAAUACACUAUGUCUACUUACGAAAUAUCUGACGAUGAAGACACUUUUGAAGAAGCUCUUAAUUCCAAUCAAUAUAUAUCUGAAAGCUCAAUUAUGAUAAGCAGUGACGAUAAUUCAAUGGACGCCUCAAAUCUCAAGGACAGUGAUAGUUCUGAUUGUGAAGUUAAUCACCCGAACGUGAACUUAAAAAAAACGAGAUCCGCUGUUAUCAAGAGAUUAUUUCCAUUUAGUACAAAUAAAAACAAUUUAAAAAAUGAUGUGAAUAAUGGUAAUGUUCAGAAGGUAGCUCAUAUGAACCCUCCAAAACAUGUAGAUGAUAUUAAAAAUGCAGCUUCUGUGUCUAAACCAUUUAUACCUGUGGAAAAAACACCUGGAGUUAAUAAAAUGAUUGGAGGAGUUUUAGUGAACAUGCCGGUCGAACCCUAUGGAUGUCAGUUAGCUUUAAUGUCCAAGGUGAUAACAGCUAUUAAGACAAGUCAAAACUGUCUACUGGAGAGUCCAACUGGCACAGGAAAGACACUAGCAUUGUUGUGUAGCGCUUUAGCCUGGCAGAGAUCAGAGAAAAAUCGUAUCGGACAAAUUCAAGUGGAAAGUUAUUUCUCUGAUUACCCCGAAUUGAAGAAAAUGGAAGGCGCAGCAAACUACAUUGCCACACCAUCGAAAGUAAGCCCAGAGAAAAAAUUCGAGAGACCAGUUUUUGGUGAAAAAAGUAUAUACGACAAACCAGAAACCAACGAAGUAAACUCUAUUGGCUAUGGCAGCAAACGUCAGGAGCCAUUACGGGAAGAUUCUCAAGAUUCGCCGGACAGCUCUCUAGUCACGAUACACGCAAAGCGACAACGGCUGAAGUCCAGCGAGAUAGGCGAAUGCUCUAAGAGCUCGCCAUCUGUCACGCCUGUUAUAUCUACACCCGGGAAAGGAACUAAUACUGGGAAUCCUGAAACACCGCAGCAUGUAAGAUCCCUAUACAGCCUGGUCGAGAGCCUCCAACUGAGGACGUCCAUGAUUGUUGAUUGCAGCGUGCCCACCAUAUACUAUGGCGCGAGGACCCACAAGCAGAUCCAGCAGGUGAUCAAGGAGUUCAAGAGAACCGCGUACUGCGGCGAGGCGGCCAUGUCCAUACUCUCCAGCAGGGAGUACAGCUGCAUCAGAGAGUUGGACAGGAGCCAGUGGGGCAAUAAGAACGACAUGUGCAGGGGGUGCAUCAAGGUAAAAAAUUCUGGCGAUAAAUCAAAGGGCGAGACAAACUGCGCCUACUACAACAACCGAACUGCCCUUAACCAUCGCACUCUGCCGCCGGCUUUCGACCUGGAAGACCUGGUGAAUGCGGGCGUAGAGAAGACCGCAUGUCCAUAUUACGCCGCAAAGCACAUGGCCAGUAACGCCCACAUCGUGUUCUGUCCGUACAAUUACUUGAUCGAACCAAGUAUCCGGAGCAGUAUGCAAAUAGAACUUGAAAACAAUAUUGUGAUUAUCGAUGAAGCUCACAACAUCGAGGACAUUUGUCGUGACGCUGCCUCUAUCACAUUCUCGCGGGACGACAUACUAGCGGCUAUAGUUGAAUUAGAGAAGGUGUCAGCACACCGGUACAGCAACAAUGACGCGCUGUUUUACAUCGAUCAACUUUUGAAGACCCUAAAAAGUUGGGAUUAUUGGUUCGCAAAUCAUCUACAAUUACUGGCGGACAAACCGGUGGUCAACAAUGAGGUGGUUCACACAUGGCAGGCGGAACACUUCGUGCAGACACUCGACAACCACAGCAUAGGACAAAAACAGUUCGCAGGGUUCCAAACUAGCGCGGAUACUUUCUGCCAACGUUUGCGGGAUGAUCAUCGCACGCUACCAGGCGUCACUCAGGCCACCGGUACCCUCGUUGAGUCCAUACUGAUGGGACUAGGAUAUCUCUUUCGUUCAUCUGGAAAGUAUCUGGAUGACUUCACACCAGCUCUAGUGAAGACUGUGGCGAUGAACUCGUCUUAUGGCGCCAAGCACUGGCGACGCUCGCAGUAUGCGCAGAACGUAGAAAAAGAGAAAUUGGAGUUGCGACUGAUGUGCAUGAAUCCGGCGGUGAUUUUCGAAGACCUGAAGGUGGCCAGGUGUGUGGUGCUGGCGUCUGGCACGCUCACGCCCCUCAUCAGCUUGUACUCGGAACUGGCGACCGAGUUCCCCCUCAAGGUCAGCCCCGGGCACGUCAUACCGAAGGACAGAGUAUGGGUGGGCUCGCUGGGCUCGUGCAGCCGCGGAAGGGAGCUGCAGUGCCGCAGCAAUGACACCUCGCAGCCGGCUGUGCAGGAUGCGUUAGCAGACGCCAUCUUACUCGUCUGCCGCGUAACACCCAACGGCGUGCUAUGCUUCGUACCGUCGUACAAAGUCAUGGACAGCCUUGUCAAGAGGUGGACGGAAACUGGAAUAUGGAAUGAGCUCGACCAAUUGAAACACGUAUUCACUGAGAGCAGGAACGUUCGGGACCACAACGAUGUAAUGGAUGAUUACUACAAAUACGCAGCGACUACUAAAGGUGCCAUAUUGUUUGCGGUGUUCCGCGGGAAGGUCUCUGAAGGAAUGGACUUCAAAGACCAUCAGGCCAGGGCAGUAGUAACGAUCGGUAUCCCGUAUCCGAAUACUUACGACAUGGCAGUAAAAGCGAAAUUGAUGUACAACGACAAGUAUACCAAAGAGAGAGGUCUCUUGCCGAGAAGUGACUGGCUUCUGGUACAAGCUUACAGGGCGUUGAACCAAGCGGUCGGUCGUUGCGUCCGCCACCGCGCCGACUGGGGCGCCGUGCUGCUCAUAGACGCUCGCUUCCGGCAGCCCUGCUACACCAAGCACCUCUCCGGGUGGGUGAGGAACCUUUUGGGUAACAAUCAUCAUACGUUCAACAGUCUAGUCAACAGCCCCAACAGUCUGGAGUCAUUCAUGCAAUAUAUGAAGAUCUCGGAGAGCGAAAAGGCGUGACAAUGUUUACCAUUGUACGAACUGGGAGGUUAAAAAUCUUACCUUACGAAAAUCAUAAUAAGAUUUACUUUGCAUAACCCGCAGAGUUUAAUAGGUCUUUCACGAUGAGGGCGUAACAUUAAUGGAAUAGUACAUUUACAUCGGCGGACUAUACGAAUCAAAUCCGAUUAUGAUUUUUAUACGAAUAAUGGAUUUUUUUUUCUUGUUAGAUGAUAAUGGAAUGGUAACUUCGUCUGCACCAUCGGUAUAUUUCUAGCAAUGGGGCUGGCAGUACCCAUUACUAACAAUUGUUAUCGUCACGUAUUAUUGGAUCAUUGAUAUACAAUUUAUAUUACAAACAUGAAUUAUAUGAGAAUUAUCUUUUUAUUGUAUUUUUUUUUAUACAACUUAGAAUGGCAAACAAGCUGACGGUCCACUUGAUGGAAAGUGGUAACCGUCGCCUAUAGACAUGAGCAGUACCGUGGACAUAACAGAGUAUACUGUUUCACCCAUGAUACCCCCCAUACGUUGCCAUUCUUAAGGACUCAGGUGUUAUUCCUCUGUACGCAGUAAAUUCACGCCAUAUCCCAUCCUUCAAACCGAAACACGGCCAUGCAAACACAACUGCUUCACGGUUGAAACACGAAUGGGACAGAGGUACCCAAGCAAAAUCGACUUUUGUACAGUCUUUCUAUGUAUACUACUAUACUUUUGUUUAAUAAGACUACACUAGUUACAGUUAUGCAGUACAUAAUAAGUAUAUAUUUUUUGAAAUUGUAUAUUUUCCUUGAUAAAUAAGCUUUUAUAAUGUAAACGUCAUUCGAAUGAAUCAACUACAUUCAACGAUACGACCUAAUAAAUACUGCAAAUAAUUGUAAAGUUCGAUGCAAUACUUUGUAACUUCGGUCGCUACUCUCCAUGCUCAAGCCUUAUUUUAGGACCUUAUUACACUAUGUUUUUAGACUGGAAAAAUGAUCUCAUUAGUUGAUUUCUAAAUCUGUUUAUUUAAAAUAUUUUUAAUGGAUCAUUAUAGAAUGAUAAUGCCUGCGCUAUCGGUAUACACUGGCGGGGCACCAGUGAGUGAUGAUGAGUGAGGAUGAAGCAGGUCAGUUAUCCCAUCGUGCAGAAUUCAACAAGAAUUAGCCACGAUGGUUUCCAGGGGAAACCACGUGGAGGUCGAUCUGGUAGGGCAUAUUGCUAGCAAUAGGGCUGUCAAACCCCAUUACUAACAAUACCUUUCCCCCUAUAAAAGAUAUUAUCUAUAUAUAAGGAUGCUAAUUGACUGACUGAUUAACCCAUAUGUCAACGCACAGCCGAAACUGUUGAAUCAAGAUUCUUGAAAUAUUCCUAAGAAAGUAAAACAGGAGUUGAAAACUUAUAUGGAAUUCAAUCAGUUUAGAUACGUGAAAUUUUAGAUUAAAGCUUUAGGUUCCGAACUAAAAUUAAUAAGUUUUCAAAAGCCAAAAGCUUACUCCCCUGAAUAAUCAAUUACACACGCGAGCGAAGCCGUGAACAAAAGCUAGUACUAGAUACUUUAAAACAUUUUAGUAAUAUUUGAAAUUUUAUACUAGUCAAUUGAUAAUUUGGAAUGUUUGAUAGUGUAAUAAGGUUUUAUUUAAUUGUCGUUAAGUAGGCGUUUGUAAGAGGCCAGGUUUUAUAAAUAAUUAUUCAUAAUGUCUCGCAAAAACAUAUUUUUUAUUUGUUAAUUUUAA
This is a messenger RNA of Galleria mellonella (greater wax moth), 4919 nucleotides long. Its product is annotated as Fanconi anemia group J protein homolog. Gene Ontology annotation, biological process: nucleotide-excision repair; double-strand break repair involved in meiotic recombination. Gene Ontology annotation, cellular component: nucleus. The record is from RefSeq and is a predicted model, not a curated record. Bases 283 to 3228 code for a protein of 981 amino acids. The transcript is spliced from 19 exons. Lineage: Eukaryota; Metazoa; Arthropoda; Insecta; Lepidoptera; Pyralidae. Gene Ontology annotation, molecular function: hydrolase activity, acting on acid anhydrides, in phosphorus-containing anhydrides; ATP binding; DNA helicase activity.